AUGUCUCAAACACAAUCCUUAGGGACUUUCAGCGAAGAUGUCUCUCCAAAGCUUCAUCCUGAUAAACUUAGCGGUAAAGAAUGUAUUUGUUGCACCAUCCGUACGGCUGCCAAAGGAUUCCCCAAAAUUUACGUCGGAAAAUAUCGAACACUAAUACUAUGCAAGAAAUCUCAUGCUCUGGACAACACUGAGAAUAAAAGAUUGGCUGAAAUGAUUGACAAAAUCAAUGAUGAGGUCAUUUCAACCAAUGAUUCAAAGCAGUCAAUUCUUGAUGGAGAAUCUGAUGAAGAGAAUGCUAUUGAAGACGUUAUGUGUAGUGGUUGUAAAAAUGUUGACUCUUCUUCAAUGUGUGGCGCUGUUUGUAAGGGAACCCUUUACAUUAAGGAAAAAAAAGGUCAAACCGAGUCUAAUAUUUUUUUCUGUAAAGGUUCUCACUUAAUCAAAUACUUGGUUCGCCAUUAUUGCUCCCAUAAAUCAGGUAAAAAGAAAAAAACUAACCCCAAUUCAUCCGUAACUAACAGAUCAUCCAAAAAACGAACCAAAGAUCAAAUUAUUGAUGAAAGUGAAACGGAUGAUGAAUGUGAGCAUGAUGUAAUUGAAACUCAUACCACUCCAAGUAAUUUCACUCAAAAGCAAACACGACUCAAUGCGUUAGGAAGACCAAUAGAAAUUCCAGUGGAAGAUGAAAUUAUGAUAACACUUACACAUUUGCGGCAAUAUUGUACGGACCAAUUUUUAAGUUGCAUUUUUCAAAUUGAAAAACGAGCAAUAACCACUAUAAGAAUUAGAGUUCUUGAUUGGUUGUAUAUCGAGCUAAAACGUUAUAUAUGUAUGCAAACCUUGCAAUUCAGAAUGGAUAAUAGUGAAGAAUAUUUUAAGCAUUUGAUUACCAUAAUAAUAGACGGAUCAGAACAGCCUGCAUUUUGUUGUGAUUCCGCAAUUUUGGAUUUUGAAUUCUAUUCUGCAAAAAAAAACCAACACAGCAUCACAAUCCUGAUGGCAAUGACUCCUUCUGGCCAUAUUGGAUAUCUUUCGCCUUGUUUUCCAGGAAGAGUUAAUGAUAAUGAAUUGUUCAACAAAACCUCUUCUCAUUGGUUGAGUGAAAUGGAUGCAUCAGAAUUCAUUUUUGGCGACAGUGGUUUUAAAGGGCUUCCUCGUGUAAUUACUCCUCCAGACGACCCAUCCUUGCGCAAAAUUUUCUCUAGUGUUCGUAUUAGAGUAGAAAAUAAGUUCAGGGAAAUCAAGAUAUUCAAAUCUUGCAAAGAACGAAUUAGAAUCAAAACCCAAAGCAAAACUGAAGUAUUACGCAUUGCUCAUAUGCGAUGGGUAGUUGUUGGUGCUUUUUGCAACUUAAAUUGGACGAGAUAUAGUAAUAAAGACUUUGAAAUGUCUUGCCCAUAA
Molecule: messenger RNA, 1401 nt
Organism: Naegleria lovaniensis
Lineage: Eukaryota; Heterolobosea; Eutetramitea; Acrasida; Naegleriidae
Exons: 3
Coding region: 1-1401 (466 amino acids)
Source: RefSeq, a predicted model, not a curated record